Molecule: messenger RNA, 1960 nt
Organism: Paecilomyces variotii
Lineage: Eukaryota; Fungi; Ascomycota; Eurotiomycetes; Eurotiales; Thermoascaceae
Product: cytochrome P450
Exons: 3
Coding region: 67-1659 (530 amino acids)
Molecular function (GO): monooxygenase activity; oxidoreductase activity, acting on paired donors, with incorporation or reduction of molecular oxygen; iron ion binding
Source: RefSeq, a predicted model, not a curated record
CCAACUUGCAGCAGUGCGAAGCUCUUGCAUGAAACCCGUCCUGAUAGUGAAUAUAAUACAUACACUAUGGUCCUGGCGGAGAUAUAUGCAGCAGGAUUGGAACUGUCAGUGGUGUUUCCACUACUGGCAAUCUAUCUCCUUGGCCAUCUAUUAUACGUGUACAUAACGGACCCUCUGAGACGCAUUCCUGGCCCACGCCUCUUCACCAUAACCGGCUGGCGACUAGCCUACGAGGACUGGAACGGUACACGAACACGCAAGAUCCACGAACUACACGGUAUCUACGGACCAGUCGUGCGAAUUUCCCCAAAUGAAGUAUCCUUCAACAGCUCAACUGCUCUCCGAUCCAUAUACGGCGCUGGUAGCAAAGCCCAACGAACAGACUUCUAUCGCAUGUUCGACGUUUAUGGGCGCCAGAACCUAUUCACGUUUGGACCGUGGCAGAUGCAUGCGGAGCGUAAAAGACUGCUCAAUCAUGCAUAUGCAAAGUCGACGAUCAUGAGAGGUCCAACUGCGCAGAUGGUCGAGGAGAUGGCGAUGAAGUUUUUGAAACUUCUGGAAAACGAACCUGAGAAUGCGGGAGAGAUCUUUACUAAUUUGCAUUAUUUCUCGCUUGAUGUGAUCACACAAUUCCUUUAUGGGCCAAAACAUGGUGGUACAGCUGCGUUGAUGGGGUGUGCGCAAGAUCGAGCUCUGUUGAAUGAUAUCCUCGACCCGGCAAGGAGAAGGCUGUCUUGGUUCGCGGUGCACCUACCUAGAUUAACGAAGUGGUUAUACUCGCGCAGUGGGAUUAUGGAGAGGAUGAUUUCUAAUUUGGGUCUUCUGCCUAUGCAGAAACCGGCAACGUACACUGGUAUUCGAACUCAUGCUUUGCAGGCAUGGCACGAUUUCAAGACUGCGCCAGCGACAGAAAAGGAUGAAUAUGCAGAGACUACCGUAAUUGGGUGCCUUUGGCGAUUUCAUUGCAGCCAGAAGGGAGGUAUUCUUGAAGAUCUGGAUAUUGCAUCGGAAUGCGCAGAUCACCUUCUAGCAGGGAUUGACACUACUAGCGACACGCUUAUGUUCUUGAUCUGGGCUCUAUCAUUGCCUGAGAAUCAGAAGUAUCAGGAGGAACUAAUUCGAGAGGUCUCGUUGAUCAAGGACGCUCAGUUGGUAGGGAACGGUAUACCAUCUGCACAGUCUAGCGACAAAUUACCAUACAUGGAUGCCUUGAUCAAAGAGGCACUUCGACUCUAUGCCCCCUUGCCCGCGUCGGAACCACGUUCGUUCGCGAUUGAUGUUGUUAUCGAUGGCUUCCUGAUACCUAAAGGCACCACGGUGAGCAUGGAGCCGUACGCUCUGCACAGAAAUCCGGAUGUAUUUCGCGAUCCUUGGAAAUUUGACCCACACAGAUGGCUCUGCGAGGGCGAGCAGCUAAAUGAGAUGAAGAAGUGGUGGUGGGCAUUCUCAAGUGGUGGAAGGAUGUGCGUUGGAAUGCACUUAGCGAUGGCGGAAAUGACAACCCUCUUAGGAGCAGUAUACAGAAACUAUAAAACGUCUAUUAAGCAGGGCUUUGAAGGAGUAAGUCCUGGUAUCACGAGCCGAUUUGAGGUGUUUUAUGACGACAGGUUUCUGAAGAUGGAGGAGCAUACUUGUUUGAUCGAAUUCAUGAAACUGUAGCAGUUUUGUAAGAAGACAAACGGGAAUAGAGAGGUGAUAGUUGCUUGUUGGCCGUCUGAUGUAUCCCCGGGAGCAUAAGACGGAUUAACGUGAUUUCACGCACAAACCGCAUCAAAAUUACUAAGCCUCCCCCAGCUAUUCAGGUGAGACUACUGAGGAUGCUUUCAUGAUAUACUUUUCAGCGGGCUUGUGUUGUGUACGGGGUCGCUCAAUUACAAAUUUUAUUACUGGGUCUAUUAACUUCGGAGGCCUGAAACAUCUAUACGAGAUCCAAAGAACACGAAGAUGACCGAGUGGUACA